AGUCAGCCUGCCCACACCGUCACACACAUUCCAGGGUUCACAUUCAUAAACACAGUCUGGACUUGGUGCCAGCACCUCCCACCUGCAAGUGAGCAGCUGUUCCCAAAGGCAUGGGGUACCCCCAGCUGUCUAUUUUUCACCAGGACUGCUGCCCAUCAUCUCCAAGAAUAAACACCAGCUAGUAGCUGCGUGGAUCUGAAUCAUGUGGGAGCUUCCAAAGGAGGGGAGUGACUGCCCAGGACACGCAAGCAGGCUAUAUAAGUUCCUGAAGCUUGGACUUCACACAGAUCUCUUCCUGUGGCUACUCCCUGCCAGAGAGUUACCUACAGAGAACUUACUUGGCAUCUACCAUGUCUGAGGUUGGCACUGCCGAAGCCCCCAUCAAGAAGAAGCGUCCCCCUGUGAAGGAAGAAGACCUGAAGGGGGCCCGAGGGAACCUGGCCAAGAACCAGGAGAUCAAGUCUAAGACAUACCAGGUCAUGCGGGACUGUGAGCAAGCUGGCUCAGCUGCCCCGUCUGUAUUCAGCCGCAACCGCACAGGCACCGAGACAGUCUUUGAGAAGCCCAAAGAGGGACCUGCCAAGAGCGUCUUUGGCUGAGAAGUACACACUGCGCCACUCCAAACACCUGGACACAGGAGCCUUUCCCACGAGCUGUCUGUGUGUCUGUCUGUCUAUCUAUCUACUAUCUAUCUAUAUCUAUCUAUCUUUUUUAUAAUGCUGGAAGAUGCCUUUUCCCUGCUGUCUCCAGAACCAUCAUGACUCCCACAGCCCUGGCCCUUCUUUACCAUCUUGGAAACACCAAUAAAGAGGGUGCCUGAGUGGAUUCA
This is a messenger RNA of Myodes glareolus (Bank vole), 829 nucleotides long. RefSeq names its product musculoskeletal, embryonic nuclear protein 1 (gene Mustn1). Gene Ontology annotation, cellular component: nucleus. Gene Ontology annotation, biological process: tissue regeneration; chondrocyte proliferation; chondrocyte differentiation. Lineage: Eukaryota; Metazoa; Chordata; Mammalia; Rodentia; Cricetidae. The record is from RefSeq and is a predicted model, not a curated record.